UUUGAGCAAGGCAGGCGUAAUUAGAGUUGAUGGGCUCCAUAAGCAUUAAUAUUGUAGUGCAUCAGCAUCAUGGGCAGUUUGAAGAAGCCUCAAGAGAUUUCAAUUCCCUGCUUGGUGGGACUGUUUUCCUACUCACUUUUUUUUUUAUGCAAGCGAAGAGGAGCCGUUGAUUAUGCGCAAAAAAAAAAAACUCCUGUUGCACCGCUGAAAUUUCCAGCUCCAAGCUUAGCAUUUGUGAUUUUUAUUAGAUUCCCGGUUCAACUCAAUAACUACUGGAGAAAAUGAUGACUUGGUAGAACGAGAACCUCCCUCCUGCCCACAUGGUAGCACAUGUAAACACAAAUCAAACAUGAGACACGAGGACAGAAAUAGCCCCUCUGAUAGGAGCUGCCUGCGUUUUUUCCGCAGCCGGAGCCGCACCGGCUCUUUCCCAGGUAUUGAUGUCAAUUAUGGAGACGUCCAUUAGCAAUAGAGUAUUCUGAGGAGAGUCAAUUUUGGCCAUGUCAUGCAGUUCACUUUCACAUUGAGGAAUGACCCCGGGAGGCAGCUGGGUUCAGCUAGCACUGGGGCUAAUGGCCCUAAUGCAUGAUACAAUAAACAUGUGCCUUUAUAAACCAGCCGGAACCUCUUACUGUGACAGCGAGGCUCUCAAAUGACACACACUCGACAUUAAGCCUGGCCCAUAAGAGUGUGUAGCAUAGUGUGAUUACAUUAGCAGUGUGUUCUACACUGUGCAGUAUGGCUCAAUGAGGUGAAGCUAGGAUAGUAAUUACUUCCAUUCCGCUUUGUGCUCGUGUUGUACAAUGAGGGGGAAACAGCUGGUUCUGAGGUCACCUAUCCAGUCUUGGUGAAUUUGUCCAUCAUAAACACACAUUAGAUCUUCAAACGGUUCCUCUGUAGCUGCAGUAUGGUGUGAUACCCUCCAAUGACAGCCUGAGCAGAAAUCUCACACAUAAAUAUAUACUGCGCCACAAUCUGCUUUUAGCUACACUGCAGAGAUAAAAACCAAGCUUUGACCUAUCUCAUGAGGCAUGAUAUAUUGACCCGGGUGUAUCUCCAGCCAGGUGCACACAUGGGGAAACUGAUACAGUGUCAUAAAGUGUUUGAGCCAAACUGCAGUCAGACCUUCCUGCCACAUAUGAGCAGUGUGGAGUACUUUCUUUUUGGAUUGAAUUAAACUAAUUCCAGUCAAACUCAUUGUGUAAAAUUGUAUGUGAAUGAUGGAAGAGGUAAGGUAGGAUUUUAGACAAAACGUUAGAUUCAAGUUGAAGUCAAGCUCCUGGUUUGUGUAAUGCAUAGUAAUUUGUAGCCUGAGGCAGAAUGCAACUCAUGUCCCACGAGUGAAUUAUCAAACCUAAUGACAUGCAAACAUCAAAACUACAGAUUUCAGAGGUGAAGCUCAUCACUGUAACGUCUUGAAACUAUGCUCUAAGUGUUCACACAUGGUCUUGUUAAAUUCAGACGGAUCAGUCUCUGAAAAAUAUAAAAACUACAGUGGUUUAAGUGUUUCACCAGACAGCAGGAUAGCUUUUUUUUAACUACAUGCAAGAGGAACUUGGCCCAAGUCCUUCAGAGCAUGCUGCAAGACCAUCACAGAGGAGUUUCUUGCAUUUCUGCAGAUUUAAAAAGUUAGCUAGUGCCAAAAACCAUGACAAUAUGACAUGUACAUGACAAGAAAACGAUGUUUGGUCAAAGUUAUGAAACUUUUAUCCAUGCAUGCACAUCAACUUUUUGCCUAAACCUAAUUUGUGAUAUGGUGCUACCAUGAGUUGUUGUUCACAACAACAUUUUUUUCAUCAGCAUUCAACGGUCUGGCAACCUCAAAUCUAACUUUUCAAACUGAAAGAACGUGAAAACACAUAUAUGAAGAUAAUGACUUCUUAACUCCAAAACGAAGACAUCAAAGAAACACAUAAACACAGAACUUGAUCAGUAUGAAAACAAACUCUUUCACAGCCAUAUUCCCCUUUUGAUUUAAAAAACAAUGCUUGGCAGACAUCUCUCAUUGAGUCAAAAGCUAAAUAAGGCCUCAUCAAGGCAAAAUAACUCAGAGGUGAAGACAGAAAAACUAACAGCUGCAGACGGAAUACACGAUGGGCAACAUGCUGUUAGGGAACACAGUAUUUGUUAUUGACCUCUGGAGAGCGCAUCCACUAUUUAAUCUGCUGUUGUACAGACCUGUCUGAACCUGCAGUCUCAGCCUUGUGCACCACAAAUGCCUUCAUAAUUUGCCCUUGCUGUUAUGUCAGGAGAAUGAAGAAAGUACGAGGAGAGCAGAUGGAUAGAGACUAAGUCGACUGGUUGGUUUGAAGUUUUCAAACUUUCUGCGCAGCAUGAGGUUUUGAACUCUCGAAUCUAGGAUUAUUCUGGAACAACAGUGGAGAGGCUGUGCAAAAAUCAUUAGAGGUUAAAGUGUCCAAGAGUCACCGCUGGAGGAUUAACCGUGAGUAUUUUACAUAUCAUAUUAUUUUGUGGGGGUAUUAAAGUGAGACUGCCUCUCUUAAUAUGCUCAUCAGGCAGUGCUUUACAUCAGCAAUGAAUUAUAGUACAGUUUUAUCCCUACCUAAAUAUAGACUAAACCAGUAGGGCCUGUGCCCAUUUUGAGUGUUAUGUCUCUUUUUACACAAGCAGUUGUUUUUUUAACACAAAACUAAUGCAGUUCAGUGUGCAAGUGUACAGCACACAAAACCAGGUUCUGUGUCAGAUGUUUUUGCUACAGGACUCCCACUUUUGAAUACCAGAGUUUGCGUUAGUGGACACAGGCCCUUACUCAUAACACCAACCCUUUUUUUAAUGAUUUUCUGGACAUUUUUUCCUCCUUCUCUUUUCCUGCUUAUUUCCAGAUAAGAUGAGAAGAACUUAAUUUAUCCCCAAUGGGAAAUUAAAUUAUUAGAAUUAUUAUUCAUUGUAAUUUAUUACUAUUAUUGGAUGUUUAUGUAUCUAUAUAAAGACAGUCAAAUAUAAUAAAUAACAGUCAAUAGAGUAAGAAAUGAGUAAGAAAUGAGUAAGAGAGAGUAAGGAAUGGCAUGCAGUAGGGGAAAAGACUGGAAUUGAACCUGGGCCUCCUGCUUUGAGGCCAAUAUUCGUGGGAGGUGAUUGAGUAAAGCUGAAAUAUAAAAUGCUGGUUUGAAGGACAAAUGCCUGUCAGAGCACUCAGAAGAGGUAGUAGUGAGUACGCAUGUGAAUGUGUACGGUGUACCCACAGUUGGAAUAGUGGGUGGGUGUCUACAUGGGUGUGUGAAUGAAGAGGUAAUCUCAGGAGUGAAUGCCUGGCAAAGAGCAAAGGGAUGACCUCCUCAAGGAGGAAAUCGAGAAGAAGAGGGGAGGACCAUAAAAGCAGAGGAGGGAAAAAUAAAGAAAAAUCUAUCAGGAAGAAGAAGAAGAGGUCAUGAGGACAGCAGAGCAGAGGGCAGGGAGAGGAGGAGGAGGACGGGAUUGGUCUGUGAUGAGGACAGUACGACACACGGCUCUGAUUAGAGACUUUACAGAAAGCUGGAAAGACUGUAAGACAGACUUCAAGCUGCCCACAGUUGGCCUUUUCUCUCAUCUACAGCACAGAUCCUCUGUCUCACAAAUCCCAGCAGAGAGCACUUCUAGUGCCAAUGUCAGGACGGACAGGCUUUUAGUUUAAGACAAUUCUUUUUGGGAUCUUCGGCCACACACCAUUCUGCGUGUUUUUAUGCUUGUUUUAGGGCCGUUAGUCACUUAAGUCCCAUCUAGUUUCUCCAGAAAAUCCUACCAAACGUUUUACUUUGAUUCAAAUUUUUUUUUAAUCUCCUAUAAAACUAAGUUGCUAAAGUGAGACGUAGAAGACACGACUGUCAUACACAAAUCACAAGAUAAUACACUACCAUGGGAGUUUGCAAUUCGUGCUAUCUGUAUGAGCACUGUUUGACCCUCAGUGAGUCAGUUUUAUGACACGACGCAUUGUGAAAAGUAGUUUAAAAUAAAUGAUUACAAAUGAAGCAUCGCAGUGAAAAGAGUGGAGCAGGACCAGCGCUGUCUGAUGUUGAACGGGAUCCUUCUUCAAACAUAAUCGAACUUUAGUCCAAGGGUAUUUUUAUAAAACCCAGAGGCCUCGAAAAGCAUCUAGACUGAAUCUAGACUCUUAAACCAUCUAUUUUUACCUUUUAAUGAGGUUAUAAGCUCUUGAAUUUAGUCCUUUUACAAGACAUACAAUCAACCACUUGUUACUGUGUGCGUCAGUUUCUAUAAGGUGACUUACAAAGAGAUAACUAAUUCAUGCUCAAGUGAGAAAAAAUAUGGUGGAAGGUCAGAUUAAUAUUGACAAAGAAUAAUACAGUGGUAAAAGCAGAUCUUAGCCACAAUUUGAGAAAAAUGCACACAAGGGCAAUUCAGAAAGCCCAUUUUCAGCAAGCGGCAGCAUUUAGAGAGCUUCAAAGAAAAUCUCUUCACUGGGCCAAGAAAACAAGUGUAACACUCCACACACAAAUGUACAAUAUAAUAGUCACCAGUGAAAUGGAAGAUAUGCAAAGGCACAUAAUAUGCUGGUCCAAUUGUUUGUAUCAGGAACAAAACUGAGCAUAAUUGGUAUGCAGAGAAGCAUGCAUAAUCUUGCCUUUUUUAUAGGUCUACUGUGACCCGGUUAGUGCACUCAAUUUCACAUAAACACAGAAAUCCAGCCCUGACAUAUUCCAAAAAUGUUUGUUGUGGCCAAAGGAGGAGCCUUCUUAUGUCUCCCAGCGGGGUGUCUUGCGUGUCCACAUGCAGCCCUCGCUGUCUGAAUUUUAGUGUUGCCACAAGGACCAUUUGUCGGAAAAGACUUUAUGCACACGGCUCAUGAAUAUAACAUUUUCCUGAUUCAGCCAGGUGAACUGUGGUGAGGUGACAACCACUUUAAAAAAGAAGACUCUGAACAUGGCAUGCCUCGCUAACACACGGGCUAAUCAUAGUGUGUACAUGCAGACCGGCAUGCUGAGGCAGUUGAAGAUACAGAGGAAUUUCUACUAACAAACUGUAUGUAUUUGAAUGUCAAAACAUAAAUGAUAAACACUGACCAAAACACAAAAAAUAAGGUUGCGUUUCAGGAGUCCUCGGAAGUCAGAAUUUCCAAGCUCCGAGUCAGAAAUUCAUCUGAAACACACCCCUGAAGUCGGAUUUCCGCCUCGGAAUGUCGGACGAUCUUCACCAACCCCAACUUGACGACAACGUCAUAAUCCAAGCAGCUUGUUGCAUCAACAGUAAAGAGUAACAGUGAAAGCUCUUGUAAUGUAUUUAUUAGUGAUUCUGUUUUGUUUUUGUGAAAUUCAAUAAGUGGUAUAAGUUGUACUGCCUAACAUCUAACUGUGAAAACGGUGCUAUGGUGUUCAUAAGAGUAAAAUACUGCAUUAUGUCUUGUUUACAACUGGUAUAGCUAACAACUAACAAUGGCUAACAACAGCUGACAACCGCUAACAACAACUGACAAUUGUAAACAACAGCUAAUAAUGGCUAACUGUAGGUGUCCAUCUUGGUUUUCCGUCUUGUGAACUGGAAUGUCGUCAACUCGGUUGUAACGCCACUCCCAGCUCCGACAUCUGACCUCAAGGGUCACUGGAACGCAGUAUAAGAACUGCAGAGGUGAUUAGGUGAAGAACUUUUUUUUUUUUAAAUGCUCAACACAGUGUCUUCCCUGCAAUCUAGGAACCUGCAAGUGAACACAUCAAGCAAAUGGAGUGAUAGAGAAGAUUAAAAGUAAGAAAGAACCGCUGUUGAUUGUGCAUUUUUGGCGUGCAAAUACAAUUCACAGCUAUCAGGUCCUGUGAUGAUUGAAAGCCUGGCACUGCCUGUUGCCCCCCUGGUAGUUGAAUGAGUAAGAAAAUGAAGAGUGGCGUGUACACAGAAAAGAAGGCAUUUUGAAAGCAGCAGAAACCGAACAACCAGACUAUCAUUCCUCCUGUUUACCUCUUGAUGAAAUCCCUCAGACAAGCUGACGAUGAAUCCCUCAUGAGUACAGUACACGUCAACCCAGCUUUGUUGAAUGCGUCAUAUUUAUAGUACUAUUAGGGUCUGUGCAUUGGAUUAUGAGCUGUAACUCCACAGAGGGGAUCACACAGGCAGUGUCUUGUGUAUUGCUUCAUUAUCAUGAAACACGAAUGAGGUCUCAAGUUUGAACAAAAAGUCGACUUCAAUGAAGUCUGGAGGAAAGAGAGCAUGUGAAGUUUCCAUUUCAAAGGCUUGAACUCACAUGCCGCUGUUACAACAUACUGUAAACAGAGAGAAGCGCGUGAUACCUGUUGUGGAAGCGAGCUCCAAGAAGGAGAAAGAUUCAGGGAGAACAUUUAAAGGCAGGGUGUUAUGCAUGUACACAUCACGCUUUAGCUCUUAUCUGGUUCAAACAGCACAUCUGUUCAAAACAACAACAUAUGAAAACACACUAUUUGAAGAAUGCAAUCAGAGAUGGUUAGGUUGCCGUGACAGCAAGGCGUCCCCUUCAUCUCUCUCCACGCAAACAGAACCCUUCUUCCGCGUGGUGGGAGGCGGCAGGCGGUGGCAGCUGCGUUUUUGGCGAGGGCCCUGCCUCUACAACACGCCCCACGCUUUGUGGAGUUCACAAUUAUUGGCGCCCAUGUGUGAAAAUAUGAUGUUUGUUGAGGGCUGCUACAAGUGUUUCCAGUAAUAAGAUGGCAUGUGGCAGAAAGAAAGCGGCGCAGCCUCAGUAAACAGACAAAGUUAUCUCUGAUGAGAUACUAAACGCACAGCAGGAAGUAGCUCACACGCAAACGCCAGCCAUCUGAGAUCCCCCUGUUUGAUGCAAAUGACUUUUUUUGGAGCGUUUGAAUUUCAUACAUGCAUGCUUAUUUUUGCAUUAGUUUCAGUCUAAGACGACCCCAAAGACGUGAGAAAAAUUAAUGUCACGCUUUGGCCAACAUAUCUGCACUUCACAAGAGUUCUGACCAUUUGAACAUUUCGCACUGCUUUAACACCAGAUAAGUGAACCUCAACAAGACCUUAAUGAGAUUUACGGUAAAGACUAGCGAAAGACUUCUGAUCUUUAGGUGUACUCAAGGUGACUUUGAUUUGCAUUUUACAAAUGACUAGUACACUCUUAAUAACUUGGUUAUUAGUAUUUUCUUUGUCAUCUUCUAAAACAUUUACACAAGACUGUUUUCAUAAGAGGUAUUUAAGUCGACAUAAACUAAGUUCCUCUCAGUAGCUUUAAGAAAUAAUCACUUACUGAGUAAAUGGUUUGGGGUUUCUGUCUAUUUUAAGGGGCAUUUAAUUGGACUCAUAGUAGUCUUUUGAAAAACUACAGCAAUAAAUUAUUAAUCGAGAUCAAGCUGUAAAAAAAGUUUCAUUUUUUUAAGUGUUGCAAUAACCUUUUAAUCCUGACUUCUUCAAGCUCCUGAGGAACUUUAAGCUGGUCGUGAAAUACUAUGAAAAUGAUAGUGAUUCCUACUUUUAACCUACAAAAACAAAACCAAUUAUGAAUGACAAGAACAAGACUUUAAAUAUUUACAUUUUUAAUACCUCAAACUGUUGCUAGGGAGCAGACAAGUGAGAUAACAUCCUCUUCCUAAGCAAAUAUUAACAAUUUAAAAGCAUGUUUACUGUUACAACUAAGCAGGAAGAGAUCCUUUGUCAGAAAAGAAACAAAUUUGGGAUAUAUAGAUGUACUGGGCACACAUAUCAACAUGUACCUAAAGUUCCUCACAGCAUUUUAAAGACGUGUGAAUAAGACUGCUUUUCAAAGUGAAUCUAAAAUUCCUAUUUUAUCUGUUGAAUUUGCCAAAUUUGAUUCGAUUUCAUUUUUAAAAUCUCCUCAUUUCUAGAACCUGGGAUUUUUGGGGUGUUGGUGAGCAGCCACCUCAUGCCAGUAUGAUCAUAACCAAUUACAAAUCAUCCAAUCACUCUGAAGAUAAUGUGGCAAAGUUGGUGCUCGGCCUUGCCAAGGAUAGCUGAAGACAAAUUUCACGCUAGAUUAAAGCUGGCCAAUUGUAUGCCACUUUCAAUUAAGCUCAUUUUCUCCUGCACAAAAGCACACAAUUGAGAUAUUUGGAGAGAUUUUAAAAAUUAACCAUGCAGGGACUCACAUAUCUUGAUUCAAACCGGGUUGUGACAGAAGAGGUUAGUCCUGCGACGACUGGAAUCAAAUUAGCUAUUUGCUUACACUUGCAGAUUGCAUGUUUAGCAUUCAAUCAAUAUUUGGUGUUGUGGCACAAUAACUUUUUGAAAUGCAAUUAGCUUCAUGGCACGGGGAGAUAUAUGUAAAGUGUUUCAGCAUGAAUAGACUUGAUUCAGGUUGUCCAGUGCAAUUAUCUGCAGAGGGGGAAGUGGCAAAGCGAGUGGCAAUUUGGCCCCAGCUCGCACACACACACAUACACACACAUACACACCCCACUGUUAUGAUUACCUUUAUAGUCCCCAUUGAUUUCCUGAUGACAUUAUGACUUGUAAUUUUCACAAGCAAUCUCCAUGAGAAGCAGCGUGGUGUUCAUUUGAAAGUCAUGAUUUCAGUUCUCUCCUUCACCCUGGGUAUAUAGUAUUCUUUCUCUCUCCGUCCUCCUACUCCCCCAUGCACACAUACACAAACAGAUGGGAAUUUCUAAGAAAUUAAAAUCCCAUUUUUGGCUCUGGUUCAAUCCUUUCUCUCUCCCCACCUCUUCCCCCAAAAGCUUCUGGCGCAGAAAUGGCCAAUUCAUGACGGCAGAGCUGAGUGAGCACAGGAGUGCGCACAUUUACCCGUGGCAAUUUCCUCUAACAAGAUGAGAGGUGUGCUUGGUCUCAUGUUUGAUGUGAUACAGGUAAGGAUGUUGCCUUUUUAAGCCCUGACAAGUGCUCUGUAAUAUCCCUCUAGGCUAAAUACUCUGGCAUGACCAUCCUCUGGAAAGAGAAAGGGAGGAAAAGUGAUGGAGAAGAGGGAAAAAAGGGGGAGACACUUCACAGUCUAGGUGAUACAUGUGUAGUAUUUACAGCACCACUUUUCUUAAGCAUUCGGCUUAUCUCGUAUCCAAUAGACAGCCUCGUUCAUAGUGGGAGAGAUAUGAGAAGGGGUUCAGUGAUAACCUCCAUCUCUCGCCCCCUUUUUCCUUAUAAUCAAAGUCGCUCGCCACUGCCAGCAUCGCACUUGCGGCAUGAUUUUGCCUCUCGAUAGCCCGCCAUCCCUCUAGCAAUUACAGUUCUGACAGCUCCACUAAGACACGCUUCCCCGCUAUAAUUACCCAUGGCGUAUUUAUCCAGGGUGGGUAUGUAAGUGUGUAUGCGUGUGUGCCAGGCCAAAGGGGGGGUUUGGACUUGUAAUAAUGAUCAUCGCAAAACCUGAUCGUCUAACAGGGUGGCAUGUUUGCGCUAAAUAGAAAAGGAGAUCCCCAUUAUGUCCCUUUCACUUCUGCGAGAGUCUGCCUAACAUGUUAUUAGAGAGCACUGCUUAGCAGCUUGUCCUGAUAGAGAGACUCUAUUCUUUAUCCAGCACUUGUAUACUUCUCCUGUUGAUGAGCACAAUUUGGGCAAUCAGGUGGGUGAAGCUGCCUUUCGGAUGAAGACAGACGGCUGAUGAGGGUCAAGCGUUUGCCGUGGUUCCCAAAAGCUUCCUCUUGUGAUUGAAAUAUAUGAUGAGAUAAAGAGGAUGGAUUGCCUCCAGGUAAAUAGGUGAGGUUUCACUGCUUUUCCUCAGUGGCGACCCCAUCUGAUGAGAUCACAGUUUGAGCUGAUGAUACUUGCAGCCGCCUUAGGCGCAAAGAAAAAUCUGAUUGGAGCAAGUUCACUCACAUUACUUGCAACCAAUUCAAAGCCUUAAAGUCGGUAAAUCCAGAAAGUAUUCAACUGAUUAAAGUGUAUUUUGUCUUAAACAGCAAAAUAACACACCUGUGUCCCAUUUAAUGAAAAACACACUUUUCGCUGCCUUUACAUGCAUACUGAAUUUACAAAGCCAAGCAACCCUUGAAAACACCUCUGUGUUAGGAACUACAGGGAAAUCGACAAAGAACUUUGAAUUAACACCUGUAAAAGUCUUAGAUUUGUGGUCACUCAGUACUUUUACAUGACACUCGAGAAAACCAUAUUAUUGCCUCUGAUUAAGAUCGGACAACUGAAGUGCAUGUAAACACCUUAGUCUGACUAUAAUCAGAGUUUGAGAACUCCGAUUGGAGUCAGAGAACUCUGAUUAAGACACCCAGAUAAUGCGAUGGGAAUCCUAUUUUCUCUACCAUGUAACAGCGUAGUCGGAGUAUGAUCAGACAAUGCAUGUGUAUGUGUGACACGCCCCCGUAACCCUGGAACAAAAAAAAAAAAACAGAAAAAGUGACACUAUCAUUUAAAGAGCUUUUGACUCAGAGGCAACUGCAACAUGGCUGAAGCGUGAAAGAAUAUCCACUUUUGGAACGACGGGGAGAGUGCCGUUAUGCUUUCCAUCAUGAAAGAAAUGGACAUUUUAAAGUAUAUGGACGGUCGCAAAACGAGGAAUGGGGACAUCUCCAAAAAAGGUCCGGAAACAGUGCCGCUGAAAAGACCAAUAUCGCCCCCUAGUUUUUGGGAGGAGGACAUGUUCACGUCAUUAAUCCGAUUUUCUCAGGUGCAUGUAUACGCAGACAAGGAGAGAAGUCCGAUUCAGUAAAAAAAAAAAACGAAUUAUGAGCUUAGUCUGAUUAAGCUGUGCAUGUAAACGCACUGAGUGUUAACUUAUCAAUACCUUAAAGGAUAAUUUAAUUAAAAGGUUUACUAUGUGUGUCUAGCAGCUCUGGACAGUUUAUUGGGGGAGAGAGGUCGUCAAAAAUGGCUUCUCUCAUAAAAAAGUUUGUGACUCUGAUUCUCCUGGUGCACUCGCCGUGUUUGUUUUGGUAUCUCUUGGCUCUGAUUCUGUCUCCCCUCAGACAACAUUCAGACAGCCAUUAAGGACAAUGUCUUAGUAUUAUGGCAUCCCCGUCUACUUAGAUUACUGCAUAUAUCUAGGUUCACUGUGAGGCUCCUCUACAGAGGCACCAUUUGUGAUUUUAUUCAUGUAUUCUGAAGUAAAUUUAAAACAACGCUUAAAAGGCAACUAAGAAAUGUUGCUAACAAGAAAAAAAGUAAUGCGGGAUCUUAAGGUAAAACAGAAGAAUGGGAGCAUGUAAGUUGACGAGACAAAUGUGCAAAUGUAUUUGGGCAUUUUGCAGCAGAAAAGUACAAAAAAAGAUAGUCCCAUUUCUUCCCCAGUACAACAUUAGGAUUGUGUUUCCUGGGGAAUGUAAGUAUCAAAGUAGGCUAUCCAUUUGCAAUGUGUAUUACCCUGGAGAUCCAUAAUAUGAUUUAUCUUUACACCAUCUCAUUCCAUCAUUUUACAGUGUGAUCAUUCAGCGGAUUGCCUUGAAUUUUUUGCAUCGUUUUCCCUCUGCUGUGCUAAUUUUGCCACAUUAAAAAACACAGAGGGAAGGUACUGUACAGACAAAUUGUUCUUUUGUUAUCCCCCAAAGCUCUCCGGCAACCAGAGGUUUAGAUUUACAUUUGCACAGGCUUGUAAGUCGAAGUCUUAAGCACACCAUUGACAGAAAGCCGACAACUUUAGGAAAAAAAGAAAAAAGAAAUGGAUGAGACUUGACUUUGUUUGCAGUUUUCCUGCUAUUUUAGUGCGAACCUUGUCUGCAUAGUGACAACAAAUGAUGGUGGUGCAGUUUUCGGUGUUUGUGGGGGAUGCUUUCCCUCUGACGGGCUGUCACUGCGUUUUUAAAUCAGGCGUCCCAGCCUCUUCUCAUUAAAACUCAUCCAUUAGACACAUGGCCCUGAAAGCCAUCCAAACAGCGCUUGUUUUGACCCUUUUACAUCCUUUUUUCUUCAUGUGCCAGUGAGAUGAGCAGAAAAUUCGUCUGCAGCUGCUUCGCGAUUGACAACGUAAUUUUAGAUGCUCAACUGAGACCUUCUGCAGUCUGCGGAAAAAUACAAGUUUAUACAUAUAUUUCAGAUUUUUAUAAUCCCUGCAAUUUUCGUCUCUGAGCUCAAUCCUACAGACUGGCUCUAAUGCAGCGUUUCAGUCUCAAUUACAUUUAAUGGAUGGAUUAGACAUCCAGCCUAUUCAGCUUGCAUGUUAUGCAGCUGAGCAUGUGAAUUGGGUUGGAACUGCAGGGGAACACUGCUUGUUUUUUUUCUCGGGACAAGCCUCAGAGGUGUACAAGGUCUGGCUGCCAAAACAAGGCGAUGUUUGCCUCCAUCAAAAUUCCCCAAAGUUAACCCGGCAGCAAGUAAGGUGGAAAAAACGAAAUGUCUUGCAUCUCUGCACAACAGCUCAGACAUGUCACACUGCUUUUCCUCUGCUUCAAUGUUCUUAGAUUCUUGAAGAGAAUUAUACAAAAAAAAAGCAAUGCUGCCAAAGUGCUGAAGUUAUGAGUCCUUUUGUGCCAAAGGAUGAAAGACUGUCUCAUCUUCCCACAACACUGUCAAAAGUUAUACUCCUCUGUUUAUCCUCUGUGCCCCAAUGGAAAAGUUUGUGUCAUAAUUAAUAACAGCUAUAUGGACACAUUACAUCUGAGUCUUGGUGACAAAGCAUUAAGGGUUUCUCAAGGGUUUAUCGUAAAAUCCCUAAUAUAGAGCGCAAUCUGUUUCGAGGGGGGUCUCCCAGAGGAAAGAACUUGAACGGUUUACUUUUGUGAAGACUUCCAUUGUGUUUGGCGAAGUCCAAGACACGCAAUGAAUGUGUAAUUGUGUAGCUCUUUCUACUGCCAGCGGUUUUGGCCAUGUUGAGUUAGCAAUUCGGUUCCUGUUCUUUUGGCCUUUUUGCGGUUUCAUAAAAGAGUGAGGAUGGAGAGGGAAACUGGGCCAGGAGAUUGAGGGAUGACAUAUGGCAAGUUUUGAGGAGUAUAGCCUAUACAUGAGGCAGAAAAGGUCAGAGAAACAAAUCAGUGCGAAUUCAUUUUUAAUCCAAAACGAAAACUUCACUGAUUUGAGUUUGGUGCUACAGCUAAAAAGUUAGUUCCUAAAAUAGCAGAAAUUCUCUACCUGCACCUCUAAAGCUCAACUAUUAAUUCAUUAUAUCUUUUUAAUUCACACAAAAAAUGUGUAAAGACAAUAAUCCAGUCCAGUUUAUGUGCCAGACCAUUUCUUGGCUGGGACCAAAUACUUCCUGGAGACUCCGCCGGUUGCCUUCCAGCCAAGACAAAGUCUGGCACAGAACUACCAACAUUGUAAUCAUAAUGCUUCAGUUAUUGACUGUGCAGGCAAGAGAGUUCAUUGACUUUUCAUCUGGAAAGAAAACAAAGGUACUAUAAAAAAAACUGUCAAAGUGUUCACUAAAGUAAAUGAUUAUACGUCAGCUGGUGAAAAACACUCUAUUUUGUGUGAUAGUUCAUCAUUAGCACUUUUGUCACUUUAUUGUUUAAUUACAACCAUGCACUACUGAUUAGAAAGGGGAUAAUGUCUGGUGAACAGGUGAUUAUGCAUUUUAGAAUGGCCACAAGGUGAGCAGGACCUCAAAGUGAAGCUCUCAAGGCAUUAUCCUACCCAGCUACCAAGUAACAAUGAACAAAGACAUUGAUUUAGACAUGAUUUUCAGAUUUUCUAUUUACGCAGAUUCAAAAUAUUCCCUCUUCUUCCAUUCAGUGAAUAUGGAUUUUAUUAGCCUCCUUGUAGCAUAAAUUAACAUUGAACUGACAUUUUUAUUUACUGUCAAGCCUGUUUUCUUUUAAACUCCAUCAGACUGAGCAUUUCCAUUACUUCACUGAAGGUUGAUGGAUAAGGUGAACAGAGUUUCUAUCCUCAUUCUUGUAAGUUUGUAGUUCAGAGCAAUUUCCUGGAUAGCAGGACAGGAUCAUGUUCCACUUCUUUCCGAUCAAAGAUGCCUCAGGCCCAGAGAACUCAUAUUGUGAGUGUUAUUAUUUUCUGACUCUCAGGACCAGCCUGUUUUAAGUACAAUAUUUGCCAAUUUAGGAUUCUUACUGAAAACUUUUUAUGGGUCAUAGUGUGAGAGAAAACGUGCCAGACUCUUUUAUGUGGAUUAAUUUGAUAUUACAUGUGUGGUCAAGUUGUCCCUGGCCUCAGUCUUGCUGGUGGAAAUCAAUCAAGUCGUGAGGCUUUCACGAAUUAAGAGUUAAAAACAGUAAAAUAAAUAAAUAAGAAGGCACAGUGCUAUUAAAUGAUAAAGUUUCAUCAGUCUGUUUACCUCCACUGAUUACUCAUGUCUACAACUUGCAGAAAUUAGAAAAGAGAAAGUGAAGGACAUCACUUUUCAGGCGGUAUAUGAUCAAAGCUGAGCAACAUUUUGAACAUCAAAUGGAAAAUCUUAAAAGGCUCGGUAAUGAACAGAAAGGGGUUUUUCUUUUGGCCAUCCUGGUUUGGACAUGUAUUCAUUAAAUAGCAUAUUGGGAGACAUGCAGCGGGUCUUUGUCUUUCUCUGCAGACAAACUGAAUCACAUACAGUAUUACUCACACUUUGUCUCCAAAUCCCUGCACAAUACAAGUAAACGCCUCAUCAAACAAGUAUGAAAUUUCAAAACACCAGAAAUGAAUUAUAAACAUAUUAUAAAGAAACUCAACUGAGACAGAUAUGCAGGGCCUUCCUUUAAGAAAAAAUGAGGUGACUUUCUGUGUUAGCCUUUUAAUUUGUUUCAUUCAGGGAUGGGAGGGUGCUGGUUAUCAUUCCAAUUCAAGUAAUUAAAACAUCACUCUGCGUGUGCCAAAGAAGUGCUGUUUUUCUCCCUUUUUGCCUCUGCACAGGGUCUCUAAAGCAUCAGCACAUUACAAACCAAUUUCCCUAUAUCAGCUUAUAUUCACAUUUGAUUCUGUCGCAGUGCUGAUGGGAGUUGGAACACGAGUCUCUGUACACAGGAAUCUAAAUAACGUUAUGAAGCCUGGCGCAGACCUCAUUUAUAAUCCAACGCCUUGGCUGAAUUCCAUUAUGAGUUUUUCCCCUCCUUUAUUUGUGGGAAAUAAGGGAAAAGUGAGAUUAUAAAAAUGACAUCAACAUACAGUAGCUGCUUGGAAGCUGUGGCUCCAGUGUAAAAGCCACUAGGUGUACAAAAGGUAGCAGAGGACAUGGUUUUAUAAAUCAUCCUGCCUUUGGGGACGGAGACAAUGUCCCAGCUUUGCUUGCUGAACUUUUAUCAUACGCAAUUGAUACUUGAUACCCACAGAUCCUGUUCUGAGAAGAGGUCUGACUAUUUCAUGGAGGAGGAAGAGAAGCUGAAAUUUCAUCUUCCUCUCCAGUGAAAGCUGACGAACUUAUCAAGCUUACAACGCCAAUUAAUCUCAAAUGAAACAUGACAUCAUAGACAGCUGCUUUUAUCACGCACACCUGCGAGUCAAAUCAACAUCUGGGAGAAAUAAAGGGUUUCCUAGCGCAGGAGUUUGAAGCAAAAAUACCUUUGAUGUACUUUAAACUUUGCAGGAAAGUUAUUCCGCACACUCAGGUGUCACAAACGCAAUGUCAGGAUGGUGAUUC
This is a messenger RNA of Xyrichtys novacula (pearly razorfish), 15340 nucleotides long. NCBI's taxonomy places the organism in Eukaryota, Metazoa, Chordata, Actinopteri, Labriformes, Labridae. The record is from the annotation of a GenBank genome assembly.